Messenger RNA from Cucurbitaria berberidis CBS 394.84, 1641 nucleotides. RefSeq names its product serine carboxypeptidase-like protein. NCBI's taxonomy places the organism in Eukaryota, Fungi, Ascomycota, Dothideomycetes, Pleosporales, Cucurbitariaceae. The transcript has 4 exons. The record is from RefSeq and is a predicted model, not a curated record. Gene Ontology annotation, molecular function: serine-type carboxypeptidase activity. Bases 1 to 1641 code for a protein of 546 amino acids. Gene Ontology annotation, biological process: proteolysis.
AUGAAGCUUCUUACGCUUUUUGGUACGCUCCUUUGUGCCUCUUCGGCUUUCGCAGGGAAUUCGCCUCACAAGCGCAAUGUCUUCAACAAGGUGAAGCCAGUUCUCGAGAAGCGCGUGGCAAAUGAGCCCUUCAGGCACCCAGAGCUUCAAAAGCGGGCAUCUAGCUUUCUAACAGACAAGACUAAGCCGUUCGCCGUCAAUGGCACUGGAAUCCCAGAGGUUCCUUUUGAUAUCGGAGAGUCAUACGCUGGCUUGCUACCUAUCUCGGAUAACCCGGAUGAGACCCGCAAGCUGUUCUUCUGGUUCUUUCCAUCGACGCUCUCGAGCAGUCCAGAAGAGGUUGUCAUCUGGCUCAAUGGUGGACCCGGCUGCAGUUCGCUCAGUGGAUUUCUGACGGAGAAUGGCCCGUUUACUUGGGAAUCUGGUACCCUUGCACCAGUACAGAAUCCAUAUAGCUGGAACAAUCUUACCAACGUGCUUUGGGUCGAACAGCCAGUCGGUGUAGGGUACUCGCAAGGAACACCAAAUAUCACCGAUGAAGUCGAGCUCGCAACCGAAUUCCGCGGGUUUUAUAAGAGCUUUGUUGACCUUUUCGAACUCUACAACUGGAAGACUUACGUCACCGGAGAGUCUUAUGCUGGCUACUAUGUUCCGUACAUUGCCGACGGCUUCAUUCAGGCCAACGACACAAAAUACUUCAACUUGGCUGGCAUCUCUAUCAAUGACCCCAUCAUCGGAGAUGAGACGAUUCAGCAACAGGUCAUCAUCCUUCCAUAUGUCGAAUAUUGGCAGAACUUGCUAUUCCUCAACGACUCGUUCAUGGACACCAUUCGCCAGCACCAGAAAGACUGUGGCUAUUCUGAGUAUCUCGACACCUACUUCAAGUUCCCGCCACCUCAGGGUGCCUUCCCCGUCUUGCCGGAUCCUUCCAACUCGCCAAAUGUAACAUGCGACCAGUUCGACAACUUCUACGAGGCCAUUCUUGCCGUCAACCCCUGCUUCAACAUUUACCACAUCACCGAGACCUGUCCCCAUCCUUUCUCGCAGCUCGGAAUAGUCAAUACCGGAGACUAUUCACCACCAGGUGCUGUCAUAUACUUCAACCGUACUGAUGUAAAGGAGGCACUUCACGCUGAUGUCAACUCACAUUGGCUGCAAUGCACUGACACCAACGUAUUUGGAAACGGUAAUGAUUCCAGUCACGCUUCCGACGCUUCUCCAGGUCCCGCCAACAAUGGCGUACUACAGCGCGUUAUUGAGUUUACCAACAACACCAUCAUUGGCUCUGGCGACCUUGACAUGCUGCUCAGCACCAACGGUACUCUAUUCGCCAUUCAGAACAUGACCUGGAACGGCGCCCAGGGUCUGCACGACUAUCCAUCUACUCCCCUCUAUGCGCCUUACCACCCUGAGUACAAUCUCGGUGCCUUGGCUGGCUCGGGCGUGCAAGGUGUGUGGACUCAAGAGCGUGGUCUGGUCUUCUAUACUGCCAGAUUGGCCGGCCAUGAACUGCCUGGAUAUACCCCGGGCGUCGCUUUCCGUAUGCUGGAGAUCUUGCUUGGACGUGUGAAGGAUUUCAGUAGCACUGAGAAUUUUGUUACUCAGAGUGGGAACUUUACGGGUACUGGCACCAUCUACUAG